CCUUGCAGACACGAGCUGCUUCUCAGAGGGAAGAGGCUUCUUUGCAGACGCUCCCGGGCUUUCAAUCUGAAGUAAAACAGAGCUCUGGAAACAGGAAAAAAAAUUCCCCUAAGCUGAUUAAAGAUGGCCCAAUCUCGAUUGACCAAAACUGAGAGAAAGGCGCUGCUGGAUAUUUUGGGAUGCCAACAUCUAAGCCUUCUCUAUAAAGCAAGUUUGCAUACCUACAAUGUCAAUGCAUUUCAUAACAAAUGCGACCAUCAGGGCCCAACUGUAGUUGUGGGAUACAAUGCAAGUGGCUAUAUCUUUGGAGGCUUUACAGAACAGAAUUAUGCUUCAGCUGGGAGAUACCUGUUUGAUAACAAUGCUUUCCUGUUUAGAUUGAAAGGGAAAGAGCAGGAGCUCAGCGUACUAAAAUUCCCAGUCAAGAAUGCUGUUGAGGCUGUCCUUGACAAUAGUGCAUAUGGUCCUACUUUUGGAGCUAACACACUUGUAUUCCUGUCUGAAAGCAAGAAUAGUGUUACCACAGAUGCUGACACUAACAGUUACACACUCAAUGCAGAAGACCUACAUGGAAAUGACCAAGUCCUUUUGGAAUGUGAAGUAUAUCGAGUUGAAGGGCUGAGUAGCAUUUUGGAAAAACCAUGGCGGGAGAUGACAUGGACAGCAGAGAAAAGGGAAGCACUGAUGAAAGAAAUAAGAACUUUCAAGCCUUGCUUGAGUGCUGUGCCCCAGUGUCGGGUUCUGCUUACUGGGCCAGUUGGAGCAGGGAAGUCCAGUUUCUUCAACUCUGUGUAUUCAACUUUCCGAGGCUACGUGUCAAGUCAAGCUGCAGCAGGAUCAGAUUCCACAAGUCUGACAAAGCAGUAUAGGACUUAUCAUCUUAAAAGCGGAAGUGAUAGAACCCCACUCCCAGUCAUCUUCUGUGAUACCAUGGGACUUGAAGCUCAACCCAACGGUGGUUUGGACAUUGAGGACGUGCGCAGCAUAUUGGAGGGCCAUAUUCCUGAUCGGUACUCGUUCAAUCCAUCCUGUGUUAUGAGCCCCAAUAUGCCAUACUAUAUCAAAUGCCCCUCUCCAAAAGACCGGAUUCAUUGUGUUGCAUUCAUUAUUGAUGGGUCCAAGGUUGAGAUCCUCCCUGAGAAGCUGGAAGAAAAACUGAAAGACAUCCGUCGAAAAGCGAACAGUUUUGGUGUCCCACAGCUUGUUAUUCUAACUAAAGUGGAGCAGAUUUGUCCGAUUGUUGAAGAAGAUAUAUCAUACAUAUACAAAAGCAUGGCUGUUCAGAAGCAGAUGCGGCUAAUAGAAGUGAAACUUGGCAUCCCUCUGUCUCAUAUAGUUCCUGUUAAAAAUUAUUCCUCAGAGCUGGAACUGAGGAAUGAUGUUGAUAUCCUGAUACUUAUGGCAGUGAGGCAGAUGCUUCGUUUAGCUGAAGACUACUUUGACGACUUUGAUGACGAACCUUCGGUCAAUCGUUCCACAAAGGAUUGUUACGCUGAGCCUUAAUAUAUAGGACUGAAUUGCUCCCUUCAUGUGCAUUUACAUCUGCUACUUAAAGGAACGUGUUUGGGGUACAUGUUCCAGAGAUGCCACCAUAGUAAACAUGUAAAGUUAUAAAGACCUGCAUGACUUGGGACUUAGAUAUCUUUCCCCAUAUCAGCCAUCUCAAGUUCUCAGAUUGGCCGAGGGGGCCACUGUAGGAAUUGUUGCCAAUGCAUCAGAAGGCAUGCAUUUCCUCUAUAAUUGGGGUGAGGGGGGUAUUUCCUGAACAAUAAUUUACCCUGCCGAAAUAACCUGGUGUUAGUCAAAUGUAAGAUAAUUUGAUCCUAACUUACUUAGGAGGAAAACGUAGACUUGAAAUCUGAACAAAAAAUAUUUCUGCAAAUGUUAUUUUUUUUGUGUGUGAUUUUUUUUCUGUUAUAAAAUGUUCAUUACAAUUA
This is a messenger RNA of Podarcis raffonei (Aeolian wall lizard), 1937 nucleotides long. Its product is annotated as interferon-induced protein 44-like. The record is from RefSeq and is a predicted model, not a curated record. The transcript has 8 exons. The coding region runs from base 124 to 1503 and encodes 459 amino acids. Lineage: Eukaryota; Metazoa; Chordata; Lepidosauria; Squamata; Lacertidae.